Molecule: messenger RNA, 663 nt
Organism: Charadrius vociferus (killdeer)
Lineage: Eukaryota; Metazoa; Chordata; Aves; Charadriiformes; Charadriidae
Product: G-protein coupled receptor 12-like
Exons: 1
Biological process (GO): G protein-coupled receptor signaling pathway
Cellular component (GO): membrane
Molecular function (GO): G protein-coupled receptor activity
Source: RefSeq, a predicted model, not a curated record
GGGGCGGCGGGGCUGCUGCUGGCCGCCUUCUCCGCCUCCGUCUGCAGCCUGCUGGCCAUCACCGUGGACCGCUACCUGUCGCUGUACAACGCGCUCACCUACCACAGCGAGCGCACGCUGGGCUUCACCUGCGCCAUGGUGCUGCUGCUGUGGCUGCUGUGCCUGGGCGUGGGGCUACUGCCCCUCCUGGGCUGGAACUGCCUGAGGGACCAGAGCGCCUGCAGCAUCCUGCGGCCCGUCACCAAGGACAACGCGGCGGUGCUGGCCGUCACCUUCCUCCUCCUCUUCGCCCUCAUGAUGCAGCUCUACCUGCAGAUCUGCAAGAUCGCCUUCCGGCACGCCCAGCAGAUCGCCGUGCAGCACCAGUUCAUCGCCACGGCGCAGGCCACCUCCACCCGCAAAGGGCUCUCCACCCUCUCGCUCAUCCUCGGCACCUUCGCCCUGUGCUGGAUCCCCUUCGCCAUCUACUCCUUGGUGGCCGAUUCCAGCUACCCGGUGGUCUACACCUACUCGCUGGCGCUGCCCGCCACCUGCAACUCCCUCAUCAACCCCAUCAUUUACGCCUUCAGAAACCCAGACAUCCAGAAGUCGCUCUGGCUGGCCUGCUGCGGGUGCGUCCCUUCCACGUUCUCCUCCAGACCAAGGACAUCCAGCGACGUCUGA